Aspergillus ochraceoroseus IBT 24754 is the source of this 2196-nucleotide messenger RNA. RefSeq lists its product as uncharacterized. The transcript is spliced from 8 exons. Gene Ontology annotation, molecular function: protein binding. The record is from RefSeq and is a predicted model, not a curated record. The coding region runs from base 1 to 2196 and encodes 731 amino acids. NCBI's taxonomy places the organism in Eukaryota, Fungi, Ascomycota, Eurotiomycetes, Eurotiales, Aspergillaceae.
AUGUCACCGGGUCCAUGGCUAGUCGUAGCCCUUGCUACGGGCCUGUUCGGCCGUUGUGGCGCGCAAACGACUUGGAGGAAUCAGAUCAAUAUCUCGAUGUGCACAUGGGAAGAACUUCGAGUCAGCACAAUCCGCGAUACCGUCUACCUUGACGGUGGACAUCUUUGGUGGCAGCUCGGUUAUAGCGAUGGCUCAGUCCUUCCGGUGAAUCCAGACAACUAUGGGGGUUUGCUCUACUAUCUGAAUCUUUCCGCUUCAUUCGAUACGGCGACUACAAACCUCACGGCGCUGUUUGGUAGCAUCCCCAAGUCUGGGGGAAUCGCAAAUAAUCUAGCGCCUACCUAUCAUGAUGGUGUCAUGUUCGCGAAUGAUGAUAAAUUCUAUCUCUAUGGUGGUCUUCUCCUACCUACCGCUAGCCAGAGCCCACCUGAUGGCAAUGCCAUUCUCGCCUAUGAGAGAUAUCAAUAUGGCCCCUUCCUCAAUCUCUGGCAACCCGGCUUCAUCAACACUGACCUUGACAAUGAUGUGACACGAUAUAUUACAAGUGGAGCAGGAGUCUCCUCCCCGAGUGAGAAUCUUGGUUUCUAUGUGAGUGGUAUGCGCGCGCCAAACUGGGGUCCCAUCUACGAUAAUCAGUCGGCUACCACUCUCUCCAGCCAAAUGAUCAAGGUCGAUAUGUCACAGAUGCGGGAUAGCAGGUGGUACAAUGUUUCCCUCCCGCAGUUCGUCCCCCCACGUGCAAAUGCAGAGGCUGUUUGGAUUCCCGUAUCCGAGCAGGGCAUUCUCGUCCUGAUUGGGGGGGUCAUAUACCCGGAGUUCAUUUUCACCUCCAGUGGGCUAGAUAGUGGACAGCAAAAUGCUAGCGAGCGCUCGAGCCCAGCAUUUAUGGACACUGUGUCCAUUUACGACAUCGCCAACGACCAAUGGUAUCUGCAGAACACAACAGGGGAUAUCCCCCCCCAGCUAACGCAGUUUUGCUCCGUCUAUGCGACUGCAUCCGAUGGCACGUCGCACAAUAUCUAUAUCUAUGGUGGAUAUGAUGGUCUCAGCCCGACUCAUAUCCCGUCCGAUGAUGUCUAUGUGCUGUCUCUACCCUCAUUCGAAUGGAUUAAACUGUACAGCGGAGACAGUAGGACCCACGGCCGGAAGGCGCACAAGUGUGUCAAGCCUUACCCAGAUCGCAUGCUCGUGCUCGGAGGUUCAAGUAUCGACCCUUCGAGUUGUAUCGAUAUGAUCCAGGUAUUCAACCUGAACACAGGGAGAUUUCAAGACACCUAUAAUCCCGCUCAAUGGAACACGUACCAGGUACCUGAUCUAGUUUCCGGGAGGAUCGGUGGCGAUUCCACUGGAGGCGCAACAAAAACCGCUCCGAAUUCCUGGACUAAUUCCUCUCUGGCCCAGGUUUUUGCCGCUUCAUAUACCAAAACAAUUGCAACCUGGUAUCCUUACAAUACCACUUCGCACAAUAGCACUCCCACACCCGUCCCAGUGCCUUCGGGCGGCUCAUCGGGAUUCCCUGCCUGGGCUGGCGCUAUCAUUGGUGUUCUUCUCGGGCUCCUUCUCAUCGUCGCUGCAGCUGUUUUCUGGUUUCUACGGCGCCGGCGAAGCUACCAAGGUUCGCGCCAGACAAGUGCAGUAUCGGGUAACCAGUUCCGCGCGAUGCAGGGGAUGUAUUCUGGAGCGUCUGCUACGGACGCACCAAAAGACCACGAGACAACCGUUUCUUCUACAUGUACCAAAGACAGUGCAGUGGAGCAGUCAGUAGCCACAACGCACACUACUGCGGAGGCCGGAAGUGAACCGUUAUAUGAAGUACAUGGUACCAGCUCUCCACCUCCCGUCGAACUUCCAACACCUUACAAUGAGAUCUCGCUACCAAGCCCAUCGUUAAUAUCGAGUACUUGCCGAUCUGGAUACGUAUCUCCUAUCUUUGUAGACAUCCCCGAAGAGGAGACUACCGACAGCCAACCUCCCCGGCCAACACACCGGCGGCAUGUGUCCAGUCUUUCGAGCGCCCGCUCCCUGUCCAUAGCAAACAGAAUGUAUGACGAUCAAGAUGGGAGACUCUCUGAACGAUCCAGGUAUAUUUCGGGUGCUUCGGAAGCGAGCAUUAGCUCUAGCGGGAGUCAAAUAAGGGAAGAAUCUAAAAACACUAGUGGCCUCGAAGAUAUUCAAGAUACCGAAAAGGAAAAAUAA